Messenger RNA from Miscanthus lutarioriparius, 1677 nucleotides. NCBI's taxonomy places the organism in Eukaryota, Viridiplantae, Streptophyta, Magnoliopsida, Poales, Poaceae. The record is from the annotation of a GenBank genome assembly.
AUGAAUGCUGUAGAGGAGCAGCAGCCGCCUCAGGUCAGCAGCAUGUCCAAGACGCUAGAUGGUGUUACCAAGCCCAGUCUGGGGAAAGAGCCCAUUCUAGGGAGCGAGCUCUGGACGGAUGGGCUCAUCUGUGCUUUUGAGCUGGUCAAGAGUCAUAAGAAGCCUGUUCAGCACAAAUCAUGGCCAGCAAUUGAGCAGAUGCAGGAGAAAGGCCCCACUAUGUACACGAGGAAGCACUCAAGAAGGAAUGGGCACCAGAUCACUGUGCCGAAAGUGGAUGAGAGCAUUGUGUUGGAAAACCCCCAUCAGACGGAUUUCAGUAAUGAUCCUUCAGUGCCCAAAGAUAGGCCACUGUAUUCUGGGGAGAUUUUGGAUCAUAAAUGGGUGCCCAUUGGAUGGAGUAGGAUCGCUGAGCUGGUCCUCAGGGUUCAAUCAGACUCCAGCUGGGAGAAUGAGGUGAUGGAGAUGAGUGAUAGUGAGGAUGAUUACACUGUGGCUGAUCUGGCAGCUCCAUACUGGCAGCAUCCUGUGGGCCCUACUUGGUGGUGUCAUGUGACCGCAGGCCAUCCUUCAAUCGAUGCAUGGUUGAAUAGCGCUCACUGGAUGCAUCCUGCCAUCAGAACUGCACUGAGAGAUGAGAGCAAACUGAUAAGCGACCGGAUGAAGUACCUUCUCUACGAGGUCCCAGUUAGAGUUGCAGGAGGACUGUUAUUUGAGCUUCUUGGUCAGUCAAUCGGAGAUCCAAAUCAUGAAGAGGAAGAUAUACCUAUUGUGCUUAGGUCUUGGCAAGCACAAAAUUUUCUUGUUACAACAAUGCAUGUUAAAGGCCCUUCAUCCAAUAUAAAUGUGUUAGGAGUGACUGAAGUGCAGGAGUUGCUUCUUGCUGGUGGAAGCCAAACACCUAGAUCAGUGCAUGAAGUAAUUGCACAUUUGGUCAGCCGUCUUUCACGUUGGGAUGACAGAUUAUUCCGGAAAUAUGUAUUUGGGGAAGCAGACGAAAUUGAAUUGAAAUUUGUGAAUAGGAGAAAUCGUGAAGAUCUUAAUCUUGUCAGCAUCAUACUAAAUCAGGAAAUCAGAAGGUUAGCAACACAGGUAAUCAGGGUUAAAUGGUCACUUCAUGCAAGGGAAGAGAUAUUACUUGAGCUUCUCAGACAUUUGAGGGGUAAUGCCACAAGAGCUAUUUUAGAGAGCAUUAGAAAGUGUACAAGGGACAUGUUGGAAGAGCAGGAAGCUGUGCGUGGGCGCUUGUUCACUAUUCAGGAUGUUAUGCAGAGCACUGUUCGUGCGUGGUUACAGGAUAGAAGCCUCCGAGUUACACAUAAUUUGGCAAUAUUUGGUGGUUGUGGCAUGGUUUUAUCCAUAAUCACUGGCCUUUUUGGAAUCAACGUUGAUGGCAUACCUGGAGCGCAGAAUACUCCCUAUGCUUUUGGUUUGUUUGCGGGACUUCUCUUCUUUAUUGGUAUCGUCCUAAUCGGCGUGGGGAUGCUGUAUCUUGGGUUACAAAAUCCAGUUAACAGUGAGAAGAUGAAGGUGAGGAAGCUGGAGCUCCAGCAGCUGGUUUCGAUGUUCCAGCAUGAAGCAGAGCAGCACGGCAAGGUCAGGGAAGGCCUUAGCCGGCAUGGCUCCCCACCGAGCUCAUCUGCGGCCUCUGAUGAAGGGUACAUUCUUAUUUCCUGA